Messenger RNA from Cheilinus undulatus (humphead wrasse), 4180 nucleotides. RefSeq names its product NIMA-related kinase 10 (gene nek10). Gene Ontology annotation, molecular function: protein binding; protein kinase activity; ATP binding. Gene Ontology annotation, biological process: protein phosphorylation. The transcript has 35 exons. Bases 1 to 3159 code for a protein of 1052 amino acids. The record is from RefSeq and is a predicted model, not a curated record. NCBI's taxonomy places the organism in Eukaryota, Metazoa, Chordata, Actinopteri, Labriformes, Labridae.
AUGCUAUACAACUAUGUCCCCUCUAUAACCGAAGGAGGAAAUAAAUGUGCGUGUUUUAGAGCCAAAGCUUCUAUUGUUUACGAUGCUGGAGGAUUGGUGGCAGCGCUGAGUCACAGCAAAGCAGGCAGCAGUGGAGCCAGCAGAUCUCAAGGCCCACAUCUUUCUAAAGACACAAACAGACUCAGGAGUCAGAGUGACGUCAACAGUGAAGCUGCUGAACUGGAAAAAUUCAGUAUCACAUAUAAAGACCAAAGAUGCUUCAGCAGCCAUCCUCUGCACAUGCUGUUCUCUGACAUCCUUACAUCUUUGGUCAAGAACCGACUCUGCAGUGAAUGGAUUGACCAUGCAUCGCCUGAGUCUGUCCUCAGAGUCCUGAUCUGCCUAAGGUUAUUGGUCAGAGAUCCCCAGCACCAGAAAAUCUUCAGUCAGCUCCAAGGCAUCAAUUUUCUUGCCAAGUAUAUGGAGUCUGUUGCUGCCCUGUACGUAUCAUGUGGUGAGCAGGACUGUGCAGUGCAGAAGCUGGUCACAAUGACGUAUAUGUUUCAGAAGCUGUCUGCUGCUGAAAAUCAGAGAGUCUGCGUUAUUGAGAGCGGCGCUCACAGGACGCUGGUGAAGCUCCUCUCCACAACAGACAGCAGUGUGCUGCUGGGAGUGCUGCUGGCUCUCACCACUCUGGCUGAGAGCUCAGAAUGCAAGGAGGAGAUCGGACAGCCACCAAUCGUGGAAAAUCUGCUUGUUAUACUUCAGGAAUAUGACCUGCUGUCGAAGAGAAUGAGUGCAGAGCUGCUGAGGCUUCUGUCCCCAGUGAAGCAGGUGAGGGACCAGGUGAGAGAGCUGGAGGGUGUGCCAGUUCUGCUGAGCCUGCUGUACAUUCAACACCUAAAGCUGCUGUGGAGCAUCACUUGGGUCCUGGUUCAGCUCUGUGAAGAUCCUGAUACAAGAACAGAGAUACGAAGCUGGGGAGGGGUGCAGCAGCUCCUAAAACUACUCCACAGUGACAGGCAGUUCAUCUCUGACCAGUCUUCCGCUGAAACGCUCUCCAGUGCUAAUGCAGCCAGUCGCAUCCACAAAGAGCACGUCAGAGAGGAUUUGAGCCUGCAGGAAGAGACAGACAACAGCAUGGCCCUGCAGUCAGCCUGCUGCGCGGUUUUGACUGAGCUUUGCCUGGAUGACACAUCUGCUCACCACAUUGUCCUGGAAAAUGGGGUCCAUAUUAUUGCAAAGUUGAUUUUACCAAAUAACUCAGGAUCCAAGGUCACAUCUUUGCAGUGCUAUGCAUUUCGGACCCUCCGCUUUCUUUUCAGCAUGGAAAGAAACAGACAUCUGUUCAAGAGACUCUUUCCCACAGACCUCUUCGAGAUGUUUAUUGAUGUUGGACAUUAUGUUCGAGACCUCACGGCCUACGAGGGACUGCAAACCAAAGUUUCACUUUAUACUGAAGAGGAGCUGGACAGUCUAAGAGAGAGCAUCGAGGCUGUGGACCAGAACCGCCCACCCCUUAGAGUCAUCAAUGGUUACUUCAUACUCGACCAUCUGGGCACUGGGGCCUUUGGGAGCGUCUUUAAGGUCAGAAAGCAGAGCGGUCAGAAUCUGCUUGCUCUGAAGGAAGUAAACCUCCACAACCCAGUGUUUGGCAAAGACAAGAAGUCCAGGGACAGUAACGUGGAGAAAAUCAUCUCUGAGCUCACAAUCAUCAGAGAACAGAUGACUCACCCAAACGUUGUAAAAUACUACAAGACAUUUUUGGAAGGUGAGAAGCUGUACAUCGUGAUGGAGCUGAUUGAGGGCGUGCCUCUAGCCGAACAUUUUAACUCUUUGAAGGAGAAGCAGCAACAGUUCACAGAAGACAAAAUCUGGAAUAUUUUCAUUCAGAUGUGUCUGGCUUUGAGGUAUUUGCACAAAGAAAAGAGGAUAGUUCAUCGAGACCUCACACCAAACAACAUCAUGCUAGGGGAAAAGGACAAAGUCACCAUUACUGACUUUGGUCUGGCCAAGCAGAAACAGGAGAGCAGCAAGCUAACAUCAGUGGUCGGCACCAUCCUUUACUCCUGUCCAGAGGUGGUGAAAAACGAGCCAUACGGAGAGAAAGCUGACGUCUGGGCUUUAGGCUGCCUCCUGUACCAGAUGGCUGCUUUACAGCCUCCAUUCUACAGCAGCAACAUGCUGUCGCUGGCCAACAAGAUUGUGGAGGCUGAAUAUGAGCCAAUCAAAGACGGAGCUUUCUCUGAGAGAGUCACAAACAUGAUAAAGUGGUGUUUGAGUCCAGAUCCAGACCAGCGUCCAGACAUCGUGGCCGUCAGCUCCAGGAUCUCAGACCUCAUGAUGAGGCUGAUGGACGGACUCUACACUUCCCAGAAUGCACUGGAAAAGAGAGCAGAGAGAGACAGGAAACGAGCGCAGAGAUACUCUCAGGAAAGGCAAAAAAGCAGGACAAACUACUGUCACUCCAACCUGUGUCGGGAACAAUCCUUGCUGAACAAUGAAACUCAUACUCCAUGCUCCUCUGCAGCCUGCGGCUCAAACAACAGCCAGCAACACAUCAUUCAGGAUGAUGUCCCAGGGGUCAAUUGUGAAUCAUGGGAAACCAAAACCAACAGUGAUGUUCACACAGGGAGACACUAUGGAUUAAAGUCCAGGUUCUGUGUUACACCAGACCAAAAUACGACCAGUGACGAUUACACCAUGGCGAAGAUCAAACCAAGACCAAUGUCAGCGGGAAUCUGUGUCUCUCAGAAGAAGCUCAGACAGAUCGAUGAUCCCAUUCAGAGACUCCUUGUACAGCUCCACAAAAUCAUCUUCAUCACCCAGCUUCCACCUUCUCCACACCACAACAUCAAACGGCGAGUCAUUGAGAGGUUCAAAAAGUCGCUUUUCCACAACGGGAGCGAUCCAUACAACCUGAAGGUGGAGCUCAGCAAGCUUCUUCAAGCAUCCCCAGAGCUGAUGGAGUUUGGCUCAACCAGUUUAGACUUGUGGCCCCUCGUCCCACACUUCACUGCAGAACCUCCUGCUGCUGAUAGCACAGGUGAUAGGGAUCUUAAAGAUGGAGUCACAUAUCAACAAAUGAAGGCGAUCAUAGAGGAGCUGUUGGAGGAAAGCAGCUACUACAGCAGGUUCCCAGAGAGAAGAAAUGACCGUGAAAACAGAGGACUCAGAUGACACAUCCAUUAUCAGAUAGCUACAGCCACCGCUGGGAAAAAUCCAGGGAAUAUAUUCCAGCACAGCAUCGUUUUCAUCAGUCCGUGUUAGCAACAAGACUGUGCGUACUCUCUAAAUGUAAAUAACCUAAUUAAAAUCAUCUUUACAUGCAAUUUAUAACUGUUAGCGUGUAGCUGUGACUAUGAUGGGCAAAAAGCAAAGUCUUUGAAGGAGCCAACAAGUGAAAAAUCACAACACUCAGGCUUCAACUUUUUUUUGCUGGUUCAUUGUAGUUUUUCCUCAAUAAAAAUACGAUUGGUCUAGAAAAUACCAAGAAACAGUGGAAACGUUUCCCAAUAUGACAUGAAUAAACUACUUUUUUGACUAUCAAUCCAAAAUCCAAAGAAACUGAUUUACAAAGCAGCAGACGAUCCAAAAAUACAGUCUGGAAAUGGGACUGUUUGGCUUAUUUUGUUUAAAUUGAAGAAUGAGUUGAUAUGUUUUUUGAAAUGGUUGUAGCUGACUUCAUUUUUAUUAACCCACUGGUUCCCAACCUUUUUCCUGUGAGGCCUCCUUACUUGUAGCCAAGUGUAUUUGAGCACCCACAAAAAACAUAGUCAUACAGAGUGGUCAAAAUAACAGCAAUUUUAUUUCCUUUUUGCAAACAAAAUAGAAAAUAAACAAAUAUUCUUAUACAAAGACCACAGUAUAAAUUAUUUGUGAUGAUUGUCACCAUUCAGCUAAUAAGUGCAAAUCUAAUGUAAACAACCUCACAGCUGACAGAGCCUUGUGCCCCCCCUGAAUUCUCUGGUGCCGCUCCUGAGGAGGUCCAAGACCCCAGGUUGAGAUUAAUAAGCUACUGGUUACAGCUCUACACCACAAAUGUUCUUUUGUGUCAGGGAUCAAAAUCUUUUUCAAGUUUGAUGUAAAAGAGAAUCUUUAAAGAAGUUCUAAUAUACAGUGCUUAAAAAAUUUAUUAGACCACUUGUCAUAAGAAUGAGAAAACAUAAAUAUUUUAGAUAUCUUUCAAAAACUUGUUUAA